GGCGCGGGUGGCCUUUCCCCCCCCCCUCCUCAAUCCGCCUGCGAGAUACGAAACUUUGGGGUGCAGGGGGUGAGAGUUAAAGCUCUCAGAGCUGCCUUCUUCGGCGAUCCCGGUGCUCGGAGGUCCCAGCGAAGCCCCCGCUGUCGCGACAGCUCCUAAGCAUCGCCGCGCCCUGCAUCUCCGGAGCCGCUCUGAGCCCACCAUGAAAGCCAUCAGCCCGGUGCGCUCCGUGCGGAGCUGCUACGAAGCCGUUUGCUGCCUCUCGGAGCAGAGUUUGGCCAUCGCCCGGGGCAGCCACAACAAGAGCCCGGCCUUGGAAGAGCCCAUGAACUUGCUCUACGAUAUGAACGACUGCUAUUCCAAACUGCGGGAGCUGGUGCCGGGCAUCCCUCAGGGCACCAAGGUGAGCCAGGUGGAGAUCCUGCAGCACGUCAUAGACUACAUCUUCGACCUCCAGAUCGUGCUGGAGGAGGGCUCCAAGGGCCGCGACCCCUCCUCAGAGGCCACCCUACUCUCCCUUAAGGCGGCUGAACUCGCCUCAGAACUCCGCACCAAAGACGAGAGAAGUUUGUGUCACUAACGCCACCUCCACCAGCAAACAGGCAGCGAGUGUCGGUUCCUGGUUCGUUAUCAGCCGGAGGUAAAUAGCAGCUUCCUCCGUGGCGCCGGGCUGUCUGCGACCUACCGGCCCCGCCAUCGCCUCCCCCGGGCCCGGGCACUGCGAGUGGGGAGCGGCUGGUUCCGGCCCCCCCCCGGCCUUCCUCCGCCACCAUCCCACCCACGGAGCUCAGCAUCCCAGCUUUUGGAUCCCCCCCACCUCAGCUCACACCAGAUUAUUUUUUAAUGAUAGACUGAUGAUGAAGAGGAGGUUGUCUGUAUAUUUUUGGAUUAUGGCACAGCGAGUCCUUUUUUUUUUUUUUUAAAGGUGUUUAAUGGGAU
This is a messenger RNA of Hirundo rustica (Barn swallow), 939 nucleotides long. RefSeq names its product inhibitor of DNA binding 3 (gene ID3). Gene Ontology annotation, biological process: cell differentiation; negative regulation of transcription by RNA polymerase II; circadian regulation of gene expression. The coding region runs from base 203 to 580 and encodes 125 amino acids. The transcript is spliced from 3 exons. The record is from RefSeq and is a predicted model, not a curated record. Gene Ontology annotation, cellular component: nucleus; cytoplasm. NCBI's taxonomy places the organism in Eukaryota, Metazoa, Chordata, Aves, Passeriformes, Hirundinidae. Gene Ontology annotation, molecular function: protein dimerization activity; transcription regulator activity.